UUACACGCACCUUAUUCUCUUUCUCUUUUCUCUCGUGACCCGCCCUCCUUAUAUUUAGCGCUUAACGCCAACAACUACUUACAACACUCCAUCAUGAACCCCUCUUCUCUUCUUCUUCAUCUCCUUCUCUUAACUCUCUUAAUUUCCGAAUUGCCAUUGUUUCAAUCGAGCUACCAUGACUAUUCUCAAGCAUUAUCUAAAUCUAUUCUUUUCUUUGAAGGCCAAAGGUCUGGUUAUUUACCGCAGGACCAACGCAUUACUUGGCGGGCCAAUUCGGGCCUUAGCGACGGCUGGACUUACAAUACGGACCUUACCGGCGGAUACUAUGACGCCGGUGAUAAUAUCAAAUUCGGAUUUCCGAUGGCAUUCACUACAACAAUGUUGGCUUGGAGCGUUAUUGAAUUCGGAAAUUUGAUGCCUCCUAAUGAACUUAGAAAUUCUUUGGUCGCUAUUCGUUGGGCUACAGAUUAUUUGCUCAAGACGGUUUCUCAGCCUAAUCGGAUUUUUGUUCAGGUAGGGGAUCCAAAUGCUGACCAUAUUUGUUGGGAGAGACCAGAAGAUAUGGACACUCCUAGAACCGUCUAUGCUGUGGAUGCACCUAAUCCAGCGUCAGAUGUUGCCGGUGAGACUGCAGCAGCUUUGGCGGCUUCAUCCAUGGCCUUCCGGUCAUCGGACCCUGGAUAUGCCGAUACAUUGUUAAGAAAUGCUGUUAAAGCAUUUCAAUUUGCUGAUAAUUACAGAGGAGCUUAUAGUGACAACUCUGACAUUAGAGAUGGGGCCUGCCCUUUCUACUGUGAUUUUGAUGGCUAUCAAGAUGAAUUGCUGUGGGGAGCAGCUUGGCUUAGGAGGGCAUCUUACGAUGAUACUUACCUUAGUUACAUACAAAACAAUGGCAAAACACUUGGUGCUGAUGAAAAUAUUAAUGAAUUUGGUUGGGACAACAAGCAUGCUGGUCUAAAUGUUCUUGUGUCCAAGGAAGUACUGGAAGGAAACAUGUACUCGUUAGAAUCAUACAAAGCAUCAGCAGAUAGCUUCAUGUGCACCCUUAUACCUGAAUCAUCCUCCUCUCACAUUCAGUACACUCCCGGGGGCCUCAUUUACAAGCCAGGAGGCAGCAACUUGCAACAUUCUACGACAAUUUCAUUUCUACUGCUUGUUUAUGCAAACUACUUAGAAAGAACAUCUCAAUCUGUCAAUUGUGGCAAUGUCAAUGUCAGUCCAUCUUCCCUUCGUCAACAGGCUAAGAGGCAAGUUGAUUACAUUUUAGGAGACAAUCCAUUGGGAUUAUCUUAUAUGGUUGGUUAUAGUAAUAAUUAUCCUCAACACAUUCAUCAUCGUGGUUCAUCAUUACCAUCGGUUAAGGAUCAUCCUGAAUUUAUCGCUUGCAAAGAGGGUUCGAUUUAUUUUAAUUCAACAAACCCUAACCCCAAUAUACACGUCGGAGCAAUUGUGGGCGGUCCUAGCAAUGAUGAUUCAUAUGCGGAUGAUCGAGCUGAUUAUAAGAAGUCUGAGCCGACUACAUAUAUUAAUGCACCAUUUGUUGGUGUGCUCGCUUAUUUUGCAGCAAACCCUAAUUUUAGUUGAAAAAAAAUACACAUGCUAUUUUUGUAUAUAAGCCAAUAUUUAUUGGCAUUACAAAGUAUAGGGGGAAAAAAAGAAUGUCUCUCAUCUUUGGGAAAGUGAAGAGGGUAGAGGCUUGUUAUAGGCGUUGAAUUUGAGAAGUUGAAUCACAAAACCUUAUUGUGAGUUUUUUGAAAAGUGUGUAUAAGGAGCUAACUUUGAGAUGUAAAAUCUCAACAUAGCUUCAAAUUUGAUGAAGGAAAUGAAAAAUUUCAAUUUCAUUCAAA
This is a messenger RNA of Jatropha curcas, 1847 nucleotides long. Its product is annotated as endoglucanase 24. Gene Ontology annotation, molecular function: hydrolase activity, hydrolyzing O-glycosyl compounds. The record is from RefSeq and is a predicted model, not a curated record. NCBI's taxonomy places the organism in Eukaryota, Viridiplantae, Streptophyta, Magnoliopsida, Malpighiales, Euphorbiaceae. Gene Ontology annotation, biological process: carbohydrate metabolic process.